This is a messenger RNA of Vigna umbellata (rice bean), 477 nucleotides long. NCBI's taxonomy places the organism in Eukaryota, Viridiplantae, Streptophyta, Magnoliopsida, Fabales, Fabaceae. The record is from RefSeq and is a predicted model, not a curated record.
AGGAGAAUGGCGUCGAUUCAUGUGGCAGUGUUGAACACCUCAUUCUUCUGGAAACAGCCAGUCCUGAAGGCAUUCCCGAACGCUAACGCCAUGUUUGGUGUGAAAGGAGGAAGUGAGGGUCGUGUGAGUGCCAUGGCCAGUUACAAGGUGAAGCUGAUCACACCAGAAGGAGACAAAGAAUUUGAAUGCCCAGAUGAUGCUUACAUUCUUGACCAUGCUGAGGAAAUAGGCAUUGAUCUUCCUCACUCGUGCAGGGCUGGUGCUUGUUCUAGCUGUGCUGGCAAAGUUGUGGCUGGCCAAGUGGACCAGACAGAUGGUAGUUUCCUUGAUGAAACUCAAGAGAGUGAAGGCUUUGUUCUCACCUGCAUCGCUUACCCCACUUCAGAUGUUGUUAUUCUCACUCACAAGGAGGAGGAACUCACUGCCACUGCUUGACUCAUUCAGUUUCUUCCUUUCUUUUCUGUCUUGUUCCAUUUU